AUGGGGAAAGGAGGAGCUUUGAGUGAAGCUGUAUUGAAGAACAUCAUCCUUUCCUACACUUUCGUCGGCAUAUGGAUCUUCCUCAGCUUCACCGUCAUCGUCUUCAACAAGUACAUCCUCGAUCGAAAGAUGUACAAUUGGCCUUACCCCAUCUCACUCACCAUGAUCCACAUGAGUUUCUGUUCUUCUUUAGCUUACAUCCUCGUCAGCAUCCUUAAAGUCGUUGAACCAGUUCAGAUGACUCGUGACGUUUAUCUCACAUCUGUCGUCCCAAUUGGUUUGCUCUAUUCUCUUAGCUUAUGGCUUUCCAAUUCCGCCUACAUUUUUCUAUCCGUUUCCUUUAUUCAAAUGCUUAAAGCCUUGAUGCCUGUUGCCGUUUACUCCAUUGGUGUUUUGUUCAAUAAAGAAAACUUCAAACCCAGAACCAUGUCCAACAUGCUUUCCAUUUCUCUUGGUGUCGCUGUUGCUGCUUAUGGUGAAGCACAAUUCAACGCAUGGGGAGUUGCAUUACAGCUUGGGGCUGUUGCUUUCGAAGCUACUCGUUUGGUUUUGAUUCAAACCUUGUUGAGUUCAAAGGGUAUUACGUUUAAUCCCAUCACUUCGCUUUAUUAUGUAUCCCCUUGUUGUUUGCUUUUCUUGUCUAUUCCUUGGAUGAUCGUUGAGUACCCAUUGUUGAGCGAGGCUUCAAGUUUCAAGUUUGAUUACAUGAUGUUUUUAACGAAUUCUUUCUGUGCUUUUGCAUUGAAUCUUGCUGUGUUUUUGCUUGUUGGAAAGACUUCUGCGUUGACUAUGAAUGUGGCUGGGGUUGUUAAGGAUUGGUUGUUGAUCGCUUUUUCUUGGUCUGUUAUUAAGGAUACUGUGACUCCUAUUAAUCUUUUUGGUUACGGGUUUGCUUUCAUGGGUGUUGCGUAUUAUAAUCAUGCCAAGUUACAGGCACUUAAGGCUAGGGAAUCGGAGAAGAAGCCUGAUCUCAUUGAGGGAACAAAGCUGUUGGAGGAGAGUAAACUUGAAAAUGCAAUAAAGAAGAGUGAGUCUGCAAAUUAA
Lactuca sativa (garden lettuce) is the source of this 1044-nucleotide messenger RNA. Its product is annotated as putative sugar phosphate/phosphate translocator At5g25400. NCBI's taxonomy places the organism in Eukaryota, Viridiplantae, Streptophyta, Magnoliopsida, Asterales, Asteraceae. The record is from RefSeq and is a predicted model, not a curated record.